This is a messenger RNA of Poecile atricapillus (Black-capped chickadee), 2220 nucleotides long. RefSeq names its product dihydrouridine synthase 3 like (gene DUS3L). Gene Ontology annotation, molecular function: metal ion binding; flavin adenine dinucleotide binding; RNA binding. Lineage: Eukaryota; Metazoa; Chordata; Aves; Passeriformes; Paridae. Bases 371 to 2155 code for a protein of 594 amino acids. The transcript is spliced from 13 exons. The record is from RefSeq and is a predicted model, not a curated record. Gene Ontology annotation, biological process: tRNA processing.
GGCGGCGGCGCCCGGCGUGGCGCCGGUUCGAGCCCGGUGAGUGCGGGAUCGCGGCCUCGGCGCUGCCCGAGCCCUCUGUAACCCCCUCAGAACGGGCUCCGUCCCUUCAUAACCCUCCCGGUUCCUCACCUCCAAGGAGCAGUUCCACGCCUACCUGCGGGCAGGGGGCGAGGAGGAGGAGGAGGAAAAGGAGGAGAAGGAGGAGAAGGAAGAGGAGCAAGUCAGCAGCGCCCAGAGUGAACCCCCAGCCAAGAGAGUGAAGGCAGAGGAGCUCGGCCAGGAUGGGGAAAGCCAAGGGAAGGCUGAGGAGGAGGAGAAGGAGCGCCCGGAGAAGAAGAGAGCCCGGGGGCAGAACAAGAGCCGCCCGUGCAUGAAACCCAACUGCUACGAGCAGAGCAGGCUGUGCCCCUCGGUGACACAGGGCUGUGGCGGGCAGUGCCACUUUGGGCCGCGCUGUCGAUUCCUCCACGACGUUUCCGAGUACCUGGCGGUGAAACCGGCGGACCUGGGCCAGCGCUGCGUCCUCUUCGACACCUUCGGCCGCUGUCCCUACGGUGUCACCUGUCGCUUCGGCCAGGCCCACCUCGGGGACGGCCACCAGAACCUGGUCAAUGCCACCCUGGCCCAGCAGUGGGAAGGGAAGCUGCUGGUGAGGAACGGCCUCUCCAAGGAGCUCCAGCAGCAGCUGCGCAAGAGGAAAUUCACCUUCCGGAAGGCCGAGGAGUUCCUCCGUGGGCUCCACGGUGGGAAGGGAGGCAAAGCCACAGGGGGCUCCACAGAGGUGUCCAACUGCACUGCACCCCAGCAGGGCCUGGGAGACAGCCCUGUGCUGCAGGAGCAGGGAGAAGAUCCCAAACCAGGAGACCUGGAGGGCUCCCGAGGGGCUGAGGGUGCUCCUGAACCAGAGACCCUGGAGGGCUCCCGAGGGGCUGAGGGUGCUCCUGAACCAGAGGCCCUGCAGGGCUCCCGAGGGGCUGAGGGUGCUCCUGAACCAGAGGCCCUGCAGGGCUCCCAAGGAACUGAGGGUGCUCCCUCCAUCCCAACCCUGGGCCCUCUGACAGAUGAGGACAUCACGAAGCUGCGGCCGUGUGAGAAGAAGAAGCUGGAAAUCCAAGGCAAGCUCUACCUGGCUCCACUGACCACGUGUGGAAACCUCCCUUUCCGACGGAUCUGCAAACGUUUUGGAGCCGAUGUCACCUGUGGGGAGAUGGCUGUGUGCACCAACCUGCUCCAGGGCCAGUCCUCCGAGUGGGCUCUGCUCAAGCGCCACCACACCGAGGACAUCUUCGGGGUGCAGCUGGAGGGAGCCUUUCCAGACACCAUGACCAAGUGUGCAGAGCUCCUGAACAGGACGAUCGAUGUGGAUUUUGUUGACAUCAAUGUCGGGUGUCCCAUUGACCUGGUCUACAAGAAGGGAGGAGGCUGUGCUCUGAUGACUCGCUCCAACAAGUUCGAGCAGAUCGUCCGCGGGAUGAACUCGGUGCUGGAUGUGCCACUGACAGUGAAGAUCAGGACUGGGGUGCAGGAAAAGGUUAAUGUGGCUCACAAAAUCAUCCCCAGGAUCCGGGAGUGGGGAGCCUCCAUGGUCACGCUGCACGGGCGAUCCCGGGAGCAGAGGUACACCCGCAGCGCAGACUGGGAAUACAUCGCCGAGUGCGCCCGCAUCGCCAGCCCCAUGCCUCUCUUCGGAAAUGGGGAUAUUUUGUCCUACGAAGAUGCAAAUCGAGCCAUGCAGAUGGGAGUUUCUGGAAUCAUGAUUGCAAGAGGGGCACUCAUCAAACCCUGGCUUUUCACGGAAAUCAAGGAGCAGAGACAUUGGGAUAUCUCCUCCAGCGAGAGAUUUGACAUCCUCAAGGACUUCACCAACUACGGCCUCGAGCACUGGGGGUCAGACACUCAGGGAGUGGAGAAAACCAGGAAAUUCCUGCUGGAAUGGCUCUCCUUCCUCUGCAGGUACAUUCCAGUUGGAUUAUUGGAACAUCUACCUCAAAGAAUCAACGAGCGACCGCCCUAUUACCUGGGGAGGGACUACCUGGAGACCCUCAUGGCCAGCCAAAAUGUGGAUGAUUGGAUCAAGAUUAGUGAGCUGCUCCUGGGCCCUGUCCCGCCCAGCUUCACCUUCCUGCCGAAACACAAGGCCAAUUCCUACAGGUAGGGCUGGCCAGGCCCUGUCCUGCGGCGUCAGGAGGGGCCGUGAGCGGGAGCAGAGCUCCUCGGCUG